CGGCGGCCGCUGGCAGACCGCUUUUCGGCCGCGCCCGGCGAGAGGCGCGAGAGCGGCGUGAGGCGGGCGCGCGGCCGGGCAGCGGGUCCAGGCCGCGGCCGGCGCCGGGCCCCCGGGGCCUCGCGGGCUCAGCAUGCCCGGGGUGAAGCUGACCACGCAGGCCUACUGCAAGAUGGUGCUGCACGGAGCCAAGUACCCGCACUGCGCCGUCAACGGGCUGCUGGUGGCCGAGAAGCAGAAGGCGCGCAGGGAGCACCCGCCGCCGGGCGGCCCGGGCGCGCCCCACACGCUCCUGGUGGACUGCGUCCCGCUCUUCCACGGCGCGCUGGCCCUCGCGCCCAUGCUGGAGGUGGCCCUCACGCUGAUUGAUUCAUGGUGCAAAGAUAAUAGCUAUGUGAUUGCGGGUUAUUAUCAAGCUAAUGAACGAGUAAAGGAUGCCAGUCCAAACCAGGUCGCAGAGAAGGUGGCGUCCAGGAUCGCCGAGGGCUUCAGCGACACGGCGCUCAUCAUGGUGGACAACACGAAGUUCACGAUGGACUGUGUGGUGCCCACGAUCCACGUGUACGAGCACCACGAGAACAGGUGGCGCUGCAGAGACCCGCACUAUGAUUACUGUGAAGACUGGCCGGAGGCCCAGAGGAUCUCGGCGUCGCUCCUGGACAGCCGGUCCUACGAAACGCUCGUGGAUUUUGACAACCACCUGGAUGACAUUCGGAAUGACUGGACAAACCCAGAGAUCAAUAAAGCGGUUCUGCACCUGUGUUAGGGAGGCGUUUCUAUGACUGGUCUCUGGGCAUUCCCACUACACUGAAGAAGAAAAGCUAUUUUUAAAUGUAAAUAAAAUAUCUCAUAGCCUGUGUGGAAAGCUGACAGUUUUCAGAAGUGGCUUGUGCCUUGAAGAGGGCAGAAUGUCCCGUCAGUCAUCUUUCUCACGCAGAGUCUCUAGAGCAGGUACAGACUGUCCCAUGUGGCCAUCCCUGUGGAGUCCUUCCUGGUUGUACGUUGCUAUAAUUCUUCAAAGCUAUUUCUGCUUGUCCAAGAUUGUUCCUAUUAAACAGUUUUAACUAACCUUUU
This is a messenger RNA of Hippopotamus amphibius kiboko, 1074 nucleotides long. RefSeq names its product ER membrane protein complex subunit 8 (gene EMC8). Gene Ontology annotation, cellular component: EMC complex. Lineage: Eukaryota; Metazoa; Chordata; Mammalia; Artiodactyla; Hippopotamidae. The transcript is spliced from 5 exons. The coding region runs from base 134 to 766 and encodes 210 amino acids. The record is from RefSeq and is a predicted model, not a curated record.